AUGCCCGGCCCACGCAACCAGAAGAAGAAGAAGAACGCACAGAGCAAGAAAGUCGACAAGAAGCCGCCUCCGGCGCCCUCCGCGUCUCAGUCGCCCAGCCCGACGCCCGCACCAGCGACCCCGCCACCGCUCGCCGCACCCGUUCACGCGCACCAUGUCUCAGACGAACCGCUACACGACACGACUCCUCCAGUAGAGCACGACAUACACGAGAAAUAUUUGCCAAUAUACCCUCAGGACGAAACGGAUGCAGAGCCCCCGAUUUCCUCGGCACUGUUCAAGACACCCUUCAUAUACGACCCCGGAGAUGGCCCUCGCGUCAAAGAUCCGCGCGCGUUUCUCGCGUCGCGCUUUGCCGCUCCACCCUCGUUGGACGACGCGAUGUGCGCGGAGUUUGCGGAGGAGGCGGUCCUGCAGAUGCUUUGUACGGUGCUCCCGGAGGAGACGGCCCUGAUCCUGUGGUAUAACAAGAGCAGAAGGACAGCGCGAAUAUGCCCUGCGUGUCAGAGACUGUACCGGCUAGGUGACGUCCUCCCAGACCACCUCGCUGGAGACAACGGGGAGCAGCGGAACGAGACACGGUCAUCGCCCUUCCUUGCGCGCGAGCAGGAGUUCAGCGGUCUAUGCUCGCCAGUAUGCUUCAUCCUCGCAGCGUACAACUACCCCGGCGCGAUCCGCUCAACAUGGGGACGCAUGGCCGAAGAGCUCGACGACGCGACCUGGGACCUGCUCGGCACGCCCACGAGCUCGAACGACCUCGGGCUCGGGAUGCUGCUCAAGAUGACGCGGUGCCACGACCUCGGACUCGCGCAGCUGUUUUUCCCGGACCUCGCCGAUGGUACCGGGGAAGAAGAGGCUGGGGAGGUGAGCGGGGAGGACGGGUCGGAGGAGACGGUGCGGGAGGAGGAGGAGCAUCUGCAGGCGCCGCAGCCGAGACGAGCGAAGGAGCAGUGGGAGGACGAUAUGUCUGAGAUGUCUGCGGUUAGUCCCGGGGUCGAGGUGGAGAUGAUGAUGAGGUUGGAGAGGUUACAGGUCGCUGAGCCUGAGGGAGAGGACGGAGACGCAUGAUGUGCGGACAUCUCGGGAGAGGCACCAUGAUAUGUAUGCAUAUCUGCCAGGUCACUAUGACUGCCACCAGCAUUUAGUAUAUACAUGCAUACGGACGACGCA
Molecule: messenger RNA, 1170 nt
Organism: Trametes versicolor FP-101664 SS1
Lineage: Eukaryota; Fungi; Basidiomycota; Agaricomycetes; Polyporales; Polyporaceae
Exons: 3
Coding region: 1-1068 (355 amino acids)
Source: RefSeq, a predicted model, not a curated record